This is a messenger RNA of Strongylus vulgaris, 750 nucleotides long. Lineage: Eukaryota; Metazoa; Nematoda; Chromadorea; Rhabditida; Strongylidae. The record is from the annotation of a GenBank genome assembly.
AUGCUUUAUGAGACUUGGAGUGAGGAGACGAAAACGCGUUCGUGUUGUCCGUUAUGUGAGCGCAAGUUUUCAAGCAAAGCUGGUGCCAAUGAGCUGUCAGGAAAGCUCUUAGAUAUGAGUUUAUCAAUGCCCGAUGAUAUCCAAAGACUGGAGAAGCAAGUUGCUGAGGCUGAAGAAAAAGAGCGCAGACUUGCUAGCGCUGUUGUCUAUGUGGACCAGUGCAAAAAGAUUAUGGAAGAAAAAGUGAGAAAUGUAAGGAAGCUGAUUAGUGAUUACCGCAAGCAGGAAGCAUCUUUUGCUACGAAAGUGGAAGAGCUGAAGGAGACUAUAGAAAAGGCGUUAAGCAAACACAAACUGCUACUGGAGGUUAAGUCGGACGUGUCUUUGAUGGAUUCCCUAUUUACAUCUAUAAAGACCAUUGAUGGUGAGAUAACUGAUCUGCAAGAAAAUCUUGCACAUGCUCCUCACACACAGUCAUUUUCGGAGUUAAAGAAAGAGCUCUCUGCGAAAGAGAACUCCAUUUCUUCCGUGAAUACCGAGCUAGAGGAGAUGCAAGUCAUCGUAGCCGAACGGAACAAGUUAACAACAGAGCUGCAUGCGUUCAAAGAGCGUCGCAUAGCCCUUGGAGAGUUGACUGCACAGUCAGCCCAUCUGCAUGAAACUCUUUCACGACAUCGUGAAGAGGUUAUAAGAAUUUCUGACAGGCGUGAAGAACUGAUGAAGGUCGAAUUACCAAAGGCUGAUAAAGCC